Patiria miniata (bat star) is the source of this 1796-nucleotide messenger RNA. RefSeq names its product NAD-capped RNA hydrolase NUDT12-like. Lineage: Eukaryota; Metazoa; Echinodermata; Asteroidea; Valvatida; Asterinidae. Gene Ontology annotation, biological process: NADP+ catabolic process; NAD+ catabolic process. The coding region runs from base 155 to 1570 and encodes 471 amino acids. The transcript has 5 exons. Gene Ontology annotation, cellular component: cytosol. The record is from RefSeq and is a predicted model, not a curated record. Gene Ontology annotation, molecular function: NADH pyrophosphatase activity; protein binding.
GGCCGCCGCAGCUAGCUGCUGGUGAUCUGGUGAUGGAGUAAAACUUGCAUGAUUGACGUUCUUUGACUUUUGAGCCAGAUUGAGUAGUUUCGUAGCUUGUCAUCAUAUUACCAAAGAGCUACCAAAUAAAUAGGUAAUAGACGUUUUGUUCGUAAUGGCUGAGAACCCGGGCACCACACCCGUGAAAUCCCAGAUCCAGCGAGCCCUGCGCACCAGCGCUGGCGAUGGCGACCUGCAGACGGUGGCAAGGCUGAUCCAGGGACUGGCUGACGUCGACGGGGUGGAUGACCAUGGCUGGACCGCCCUCAUGCUGGCGGCCAGGAACGGACAUGACAAGGUGGUCAAGCUGCUGCUUGAUAAGGGAUGUGACCACACCCUAAUGAACAAGGCAGGCCAGUCUGCACUUGCGAUUGCUGAGUUCUGGCACCACCCUGCCGUCUCGCAUCUCAUCACCCAGCACAUCCAAGGUAGCAACAGUAGCAGCAGCAGCAACAACAAUGUUGUCAACUUCUUCGGGCUGAGCUCUUUGGAUCGCUUCAGCCACAAGCGGACGGACGUGCAGUGGCUGAAGGAGAAACUGCACCACCCAUCCACGACGUUCGUUCUGUUCAGUCAGAGCAGCCCGUACAUCACUUGGUCGGACGAAGGCAAGUGUCAGGUCUGCCGCUUCCAUUACGAGCAGAUCAAAUUCCUCUUUGAGAAGCCGGAGAAAGAGGAGCCAGUGACCAUCUUUCUUGGCAUAGGAGAUGUUGUGGCUUCUAAAACCAAGAAGACUUCCACUCACAAUCCUACCUCCAGGAGUUUUGAUUCCAGCCUGGACCAACCUGCCUGGUUCGCAGUGGAUGCAGGUGACGUCCCCUUAGAACACCUUCAGGAGGCACAGCCGAACGCAGAGCUGCUGUCCCCAAGAAACUACCUGGCCCUGAUGUCGGUCGCGGACGAAGAGGCGGGUGUCAUCGGCCAAGCAAGGGCACUGUUGUCGUGGCAUGACAGAUACAAGUUUUGUCCCACCUGCGGCAGCCAGAUGCACAUCCAGGAAGCUGGCUAUAAGCAUACAUGCCAAAACAAAGAAUGUCGCAGUCUGAAGGGCAUUCAUAACACCAGCUAUCCGCGGGUCGACCCAGUCGCCAUCAUGGCCGUCAUCCAUCCUGAUGGAAACCAGUUGCUGCUCGGAAGGAAGAAGCAGUUCCCACGCGGCAUGUAUUCAUGUCUCGCUGGCUUCAUGGAACCAGGCGAGUCCAUUGAAGAUGCCUGCCGCCGAGAGGUGUAUGAAGAGAGCGCCAUCAAGGUGGGUCAUGUGACCUACCACUCCUCCCAGCCCUGGCCCAUGCCGUCCCAGCUCAUGAUUGGCUGCUUUGGCUACGCCGUCUCCACGGCGAUCACCGUGGACACCGAGGAGCUUGAAGACGUGCGCUGGUUCGAACGGCGGGACGUGGCGGCUGCACUGCAGGGUGGUGGGCCAGGCACCGGUGAAGUUGGUUCCCAGAGUAGUGCGCUUUUCCUGCCCCCAAGGCAGGCGAUAGCACACCAGCUCAUCAAAGCGUGGGUGGGCAUGACGGCAAAUCUCUGACGAGCUUGUCACCAAGUGCUCAAUAAGCUAAAAGCCAGUUUUAAUAACACAGUAGUAAAUAAUUUGUUCAUCCUACAGCCCUAUCCAAAGACACUGGUGACUACUAAUCCACUUCACUUUUUUUUUUUACCCUAACUCCCUAGGCCUUUUUGCUAGGCUGUAACCUCAAUCCUGCAAAAUCCUCCAAUUGGCCUCAUGGAAAAAUAUCAUAUAGCCUCAAUCCUGC